This is a messenger RNA of Nicotiana tabacum (common tobacco), 3455 nucleotides long. The record is from RefSeq and is a predicted model, not a curated record. Lineage: Eukaryota; Viridiplantae; Streptophyta; Magnoliopsida; Solanales; Solanaceae.
AUGGGUAGGCUCAUAAUUGCUUCUCGAGCCAACUGUCCUGAAGAGUCGUUGCCGAAAAAUGGUCGGAAGGGGUCUCGUGCUGACGCGUGGAUCUCUGUCGGUUCAGAUCUGAAAUUUGAUGCAAGAAGAGACAUGGAUGAUGUGGGUGCUAUGUGUGUAGCAGUGCAUGCUUUGAACAAGCUACCUUAUUCUAAGCUUGACUCAAAGUCUGUUGGCAUCAGGGAGGGAGUUGUUUUUUCAACAUACAGCAGUCUCAUAGCAUCUUCAGAGAAAGGUCGGUCCCGUUUGCAGCAGCUUGUACAGUGGUGUGGGCCAGAAUUUGACGGUCUCGUCAUAUUUGAUGAGUGUCACAAGGCAAAAAAUUUGGUCCCUGAAGCUGGAGGACAGCCAACACGAACUGGUGAAGCUGUACUUGAAAUCCAGGCUCGUCUUCCUCAAGCUCGUGUUGUUUAUUGUUCAGCGACUGGUGCUUCUGAGCCUCGUAAUAUGGCCUACAUGGUUCGCCUUGGUCUUUGGGGAGUUGGAACUGCUUUUCUCAAUUUCCGUGACUUUUUAGGUGCAAUGGAGAAAGGUGGUGUCGGGGCACUUGAACUUGUUGCCAUGGACAUGAAAGCAAGGGGUAUGUAUGUGUGUCGUACACUUAGCUACAAAGGCGCAGAGUUUGAAGUUGUUGAAGUACCUUUAGAGGCCAAGAUGCAGGACAUGUAUAAAAAGGCAGCUGAGUUCUGGGCCGAGCUUAGAGUGGAGUUGCUGUCAGCUGGUGUAUUUCUCAGUGAUGAUAAGCCCUCUUCUAAUCAGCUCUGGAGACUUUACUGGGCUAAUCAUCAGCGCUUCUUUAGACACAUGUGUAUGUCCGCUAAGGUGCCUGCGGUAGUUAGAAUAGCAAAGGAAGCACUAGCAGAAAGUAAAUGUGUAGUCGUAGGACUUCAGAGCACUGGAGAAGCAAGAACAGAGGAAGCUGUUUCUAAAUAUGGUCUUGAACUUGAUGAUUUUGUUUCUGGACCUCGUGAGUUGUUACUUAAAUUUGUAGAAGAGAAUUAUCCAUUGCCUGAAAAACCUGAACCACUUCCUGAGGAAAGUGUCAAAGAGCUUCAACGAAAGAGACACUCUGCAACACCUGGUGUAUCAUUUAGAGGGAGAGUGAGAAAAGCUGCUAAAUGGCAAACGAGUGAUCAGAGGAGUGAUGAAGAAUCAGAUACUGAUUCCGAAUAUGAAUCUACCGAGUCCGAUGAUGAUGAAUUUCAGAUCUGUGAUAUUUGUAAUUCGGAGGAGGAGAGGAAAAAAUUGCUCCAGUGUUCCUGUUGUAGCCAACUUGUACAUCCGACAUGUUUAAUUCCACCUGUUACAGAGUCAGUUUCUGCGGAUUGGUGUUGCCAUUCUUGCAAGGAAAAGACAGAUGAAUAUAUCCAAGCAAGACAUGCCUAUGUUACUGAACUUUUGAAAAGGUAUGAAGGAGCUGUUGAGAGAAGGUCCAAAAUUUUGGAUAUAAUUCGUUCUUUGGAUCUUCCAAACAAUCCGCUGGAUGAUAUUAUCGAUCAGCUUGGGGGCCCAGAGAAAGUGGCAGAAAUAACAGGGAGAAAGGGCAUGCUUGUGAGGGCAUCUGGUGGAAAAGGUGUAACCUAUCAGGCACGAAACACGAAGGAUGUAUCCAUGGAAAUGGUUAAUAUACAUGAGAAGCAGCUUUUCAUGGAUGGGAAGAAGCUGGUAGCUAUAAUUUCUGAAGCUGGGUCAGCUGGAGUUUCUUUGCAAGCUGAUAGAAGGGCUUUAAACCAGAGAAGAAGGGUUCAUUUGACUUUGGAAUUACCUUGGAGUGCUGAUCGGGCAAUUCAGCAGUUUGGAAGAACUCAUCGCUCAAAUCAAGCUUCUGCACCUGAGUAUAAGCUACUUUUUACUAAUCUUGGUGGAGAACGGCGGUUUGCAUCUGUGGUUGCUAAGAGACUUGAAUCACUUGGGGCAUUGACUCAAGGAGAUCGACGAGCUGGACCAUCUCUUAGUGCUUAUAACUAUGAUAGUUCCUUUGGGAAGAGGGCCCUGAUGAUGUUGUAUAGAGGCAUCAUGGAGCAGGAUCCUUUGCCACUUGUACCACCAGGUUGUUCUGCUGAUAAACCAGAUGCUAUACAGGAUUUCAUUUUGAAGGGGAAAGCUGCGCUUGUUUCUGUUGGAAUAAUAAGAGACUCAGUUCUUGGUAAUGGAAAGGACUCUGGAAAGCUUUCUGGCCGUAUAGUUGAUUCGGACAUGCAUGAUGUUGGGCGUUUCCUUAACAGGCUCUUGGGAUUGCCACCUGAAAUCCAAAAUAGGCUUUUUGAGUUAUUUGUCAGCAUUCUUGAUCUUUUAGUUCAGAAUGCACGCCUUGAAGGACAUUUAGACUCUGGAAUUGUUGAUAUGAAAGCUACCACUGUUGAACUACAAGGGACGCCAAAGACUGUUCAUAUUGACAACUUGUCCGGGGCUUCAACCAUAUUGUUUACUUUUACAUUGGAUCGUGGACUCAUUUGGGAGUCAGCAUAUGCGUUGCUUGAAGAGAAGCAAAAGGAUGAGUCUAGUUCAACUAAUAGUGGAUUCUAUGAAUCCAAACGAGAAUGGUUGGGAAGACGGCAUUUUCUAUUAGCAUUUGAAGGUUCUGCUUCAGGAAUGUACAAGGUAUUUCGUCCAACUGUUGGAGAGGCCCUUAGGGAGAUGCCCCUCGCAGAAUUGAAAGACAAGUACCGAAAACUAUCGUCCUUAGAAAAGGCCCGUCAUGGAUGGGAAGAUGAAUAUGAUGUUUCAUUGAAACAGUGUAUGCAUGGCCCAAAAUGUAAGCUAGGCAGUUUCUGCACAGUCGGUAGAAGAUUACAAGAAGUUAAUGUGUUAGGUGGUCUUAUACUUCCUGUGUGGGGAACUGUUGAGAAGGCGCUCUCUAAGCAAGCUCGCCAAAGCCAUCGGAGAAUCCGCAUUGUACGGAUUGUGACAACGACUGACAGUCAGCGAAUUGUAGGGUUGCUUAUCCCAAAUGCAGCAGUAGAAUCAGUGCUUCAAGAUUUGGCAUGGGUCCAAGAUGUUGACGAAUGAGAGAAGAGCAAUUAAGGUUUUUUGUGCCAAGUAUAGAUGAUUUCAAAAGUUGAUGGAAUGGCCUAGCAAGAUGGAGUUGUCAUUGUACGCUUUCAGAAUGAAGCGCAUUGUAUGGUGGUAGAAAAGCAGUCUUUGUUACAAGGUCCAGGGAAUGAGAUUGGGGCACCCUCGCAUCGCUGUCAUAAUUCUUUUGCAUAAUUUUUUUGGAAUAUCCAUUCCUUGUAAAUUAAAUCAUUUAAAUCAUAGGGCAAUUUUGGGGUUGCUGGAAAUUCUGCCACAGUUUUGUAUCUAACCUUCAAAAUAUACAGAGUGUUAGAAUUCAAUACAGUUUCCUCUCAGUUCAUCUGUGUCAGCCAAAGGACCAGCUAAAUGAUGCAAUUUGAGUACUGACUUGUUGACAACUAGAA